Molecule: messenger RNA, 1705 nt
Organism: Zychaea mexicana
Lineage: Eukaryota; Fungi; Mucoromycota; Mucoromycetes; Mucorales; Lichtheimiaceae
Product: ubiquitin carboxyl-terminal hydrolase
Exons: 8
Coding region: 141-1277 (378 amino acids)
Biological process (GO): protein deubiquitination; ubiquitin-dependent protein catabolic process
Cellular component (GO): cytoplasm
Molecular function (GO): cysteine-type deubiquitinase activity
Source: RefSeq, a predicted model, not a curated record
CUCUGUACGUUUCUUGUGUUGUCAUUUACUGCUGUACGACUGCCUUAUUUGGUUGGCGGAUUGGUUGGCGGAUUAAAGCAAGAUAAAAAAGAAAGUCAAAGAAUCUCGCGCAAGACACGGCUUUUACCAAAACCAAACGAAUGACCGUCGACUCUCCCACUGCCGCACGAAAGCGCCAAGCUGCUAUUGAAGAAGAACAACCUUGGUGUUUAAUAGAAUCAGAACCAGAUAUCUUUACCGAGUUAUGCUCAACUUAUGGGGCCAAGGAUGUCGCGGUUCAACAAGUUUUCACACUUGACAUGAUACCAAAGAAAGCGUAUGGUUUGAUCUUUGCAAGUCGGUACGACGACUCAACCCCCAUCCCUGACAGUUGGAUCGAAAAGGACGACGAUCGCGACAAAGUGUUCUUCUGCUGCCAGGUUAUCACCAAUAUUUGCGCCACCUUAGCCGUGCUUGCUGUUCUGUUUAACGCGGAUCACCUUACAGAUAUCGGCGAUCACUUGCGAGAACUGAAAAGCAUGCUGCUUCAUGUCGAUCCUGUGACGAGGGGCAUGGCUAUCGGUAAUGAUACUCUUUUACGAAAGGCUCACAACAGCUUUGCAGGAGCACAGGCAAAAGCUGCUAUUUCACCAAAGCGACGGAAAGCUUCUCCACCCAAGAAAAAGGGCCGGAAACCAAAGGCACCAGUAGUCGAAGAGGAAGUAAUAUAUCAUUAUAUAUCCUACGUUCAUGCCGGCGGGUUUUUAUGGGAGUUGGAUGGUAUGAACCGCAUGCCGAUCAAGCAUACGCCAUGCACCCAAGACAAUUGGUUGGAAGCUGUAGAGCCUGUCUUGCAGCGAAAGAUACAAGAAGGAGGUGAGGAUAUUUGCAUGCUGGCUGUCGUACCAGGUGCAUGGACAGAACAAGGCCGCGAGGAUAUUGCGGAAAUUAGAGACGUGGAGAAAUGCCUCGAUGCCAAGCUAGACGAACUGGAACCAAGCUGGAGAAAUAUGGAUGACUUUACGGUGCCUACAAUCACGUGUGUAGGCAAUCCAACUACAAUUGUCGAGGAUUAUGCGCGACGCUCAACAGUCAGUGCCCUGAUACAAGCGAAAAAUCAUUUGGCAGAUCAAAUACAGUCCAGACCGUUCGAUUCUACUUUUGCAUUGAAGGAGCGUGAUAUGAGUCAGCUCGAAAACACCCGUCGUAAGCAUGACUUUACAGGUUUCAUAAAAAAGUUCAUUAGCCACAUUCAUGACAACGAGAUGCAUAAGGAGGUGUUCAAGUUAAAAAAUUAAGACUUGGAUUUACAAGCGUUACGUUCUCUGUUUCUACAUUUACUCUAAACUUCUGUACAUAAUAACGACACGUUACAAAAAAGAUAAAGGCAUAAGCGUUACGAAUAUUUUUUAGACAAAAUAGCAUUAAGCUGCAUAGUUUUAGUUUCAAAAACUCACUAGGCCAUGGAAACAUACCAUCAGUCUGCUCACAUUCGAUUGCAUAGCAUUACAACUGCGCCGUCGGGUGCAACAUGUAUUAUUCCGAUUUUCCCAGUAUCCAAAAAUAACAUUUUUCUAUUGGUUGAUAUUUGUAAUCAGCCGAUCUUAGAAAUUAGUAAGAAUCUCCCGAAUGCAGGUACUAUUGGCAGGGUGGAUAUGGGUAGACACCACGGAUAACAUAAUACUGUAAUACACUGGUUCCGUAACGGGCCGCAAAUGGAUGCAAU